Molecule: messenger RNA, 3440 nt
Organism: Tricharina praecox
Lineage: Eukaryota; Fungi; Ascomycota; Pezizomycetes; Pezizales; Pyronemataceae
Product: P-loop containing nucleoside triphosphate hydrolase protein
Exons: 8
Coding region: 14-3376 (1120 amino acids)
Molecular function (GO): ATP binding; RNA binding; RNA helicase activity
Source: RefSeq, a predicted model, not a curated record
CGGACUCACCACGAUGCCACGAUACGGCUCACGUUCCCGUUCACCGUCCUCGCGCGCCGGAGGCGGAGGCGGCGGCGGCGGUGGUGGCGGCGGCGGUAGCGGUAGCGGAGGCUACUCGAAGCGUAGCCGCGACGACCGCUACGAUCCUCGGGGAUCUCGGCCGCGAAGCCGCAGCAGAGAUAGAAGGGACUAUAGGGACCGUGAUCAUCGGGACCGUGGCGGACGUCGUGAUAGGUCCUCCGAUAGACGGAGAAGGGACGAUUACUAUGAUUCUAGGGACGAUAGGAGGAGAGAUGAGAGGCCGAGGGAUAAGGAGAGGGAGAGGGAAAGGGAUAAACGUGAUGGUGGGAGGAGAUCGCGGUCGAGGGAUAGUGUCCGUGGCGGUGAUCGUUCCAAGAGGGAUAGAGAUCGCGAUGCGGAUCGGGAGAGGGGUGGUGAUGGCAGAAGGGAUGACCACCGACGCGGUGAUCGGGAUCGCGGAAAAGAUUCUCCCGCUCCUACGGCCCAAACCGAAGACGAGAAGAUCCGGCAACGCAGGGAACGUCUGGAGGCUUGGAAGAAGAAGAAGGCCGAAGAGGAAGCACAGAAGAAGGCUGCGUCGCCUGCGGCCAUGUUGUCGGAACUCGAGAGACAACGAUCGGUCUCUGUAGCGUCGAAUACUUCAAAACCGAGGCAAGGAACCCCGAAGGUUCCUGCUCAACAAGCUACAACGUCCGCCUCCUUGUCCAAUUCUAGCACACCUCGUCCAAAGGCUGACCAAGGUUCCUCAGUACCUCCAAGUGCUCCGUUGGCUCCUACGAAUGGAUCAGCGCUACCUACCAAUCGCCCCGUCUCAACCUUUGGGUUCGGUGCAGCUAGGAGGAAUGCCGACAAAGGCAAACGUACACUCGAUUUCGGCGAUGAGGAAUCUUCCAGGAAGAAGCUUGAAAGGUUGCCCUCACCGACCCCCGGUGAAGCUGAUAUGAACGGUACGGUAAAAGAAGAAGAUAUAGACGAUGACACAGAGAUGCAGGACGCCACAGAAGAGGAGUCUGCAGCUGCUGCUAGAGCGGCGGCGGAGCAGCGCAGGGAACGUGCCGAAGCUGCCGCAGCUGCCGCGGCCCUCGACGCUGCUACGGCAAUGGAAGUGGAGCCCGAAGCACCCGCCGCUCCUCCGGUCGAAGAGGAAGAGGAGGCCGAUCCUCUGGAUGCCUUUAUGGCCAACAUCGGCACCUCGGUUGCAGCCGAGGCUCAGCCCAGGAUCAGACCAGCAGAUGAUGCGGAGCUCCUCGGUGAUGACGAGAUUGACUUGGUUGUGAAUGAACAGGAUCCGGACGACAUUCUCGCUAUGGCCGCGAAGCUCAAGAAGAAAGAACUGCCAGCCAUCAAUCACUCCAAGAUCAAUUAUGAGCCUUUCCGCAAGAGCUUCUAUGUUGAGCCCAUUGAGCUUGCUGAGAUGAACGAGAAAGAAGUUGAUGAUCUGCGUCUCGAGCUCGAUGGUAUCAAAGUCAGAGGUCAAGAUGUGCCGAAGCCGGUUGUCAAGUGGAGUCAGUGUGGUCUUCCGUCACAGAGUCUGAAUGUCAUCCAGAGCCUGGGGUACGAUAGACCGACCUCGAUUCAGGCACAGGCUAUUCCGGCCAUCAUGUCGGGCAGAAAUGUCAUCGGUGUGGCCAAAACAGGAUCUGGAAAGACCAUCGCUUUCUUACUUCCAAUGUUUAGGCACAUCAAAGAUCAAAGGCCAUUGGACUCCCAGGACGGGCCCAUUGCCUUAGUUAUGACGCCUACCCGAGAGCUUGCUGUCCAGAUCUUCAAAGAGUGCAAGCCAUUCCUCAAGGCACUGAAUCUUAGGGCUGUCUGCGCGUACGGAGGAUCUCCCAUCAAAGAUCAAAUCGCUGAGGUUAAACGUGGCGCUGAAAUCAUUGUCUGCACACCCGGUCGGAUGGUGUUCCUCCUUGCUGCCAACGGGGGCCGCGUCACGAAUCUGAAGCGUGUGACCUACAUUGUUCUUGACGAGGCAGAUCGUAUGUUUGACAUGGGACUUGAACCUCAGGUUAUGAAGAUCGUUGGAAACACCAGACCUGACAGACAGACGGUUUUGUUCUCUGCAACGUUCCCCCGACAGAUGGAAGCCCUGGCCCGUAAGAUUCUCGUGCGGCCUGUUGAGAUCGUCGUUGGUGCUCGCAGUGUAGUUGCACCCGAAAUCACUCAGAUCGUGGAAGUUAGGUCGGACGCCAACAAAUUCGUUCGACUACUUGAGCUUCUCGGCGAAUUGCACGAUAAAGACGAAGAUGCCCGAUCAUUGAUUUUCGUCAAUCAGCAAGAGUCAGCCGAUGGACUUCUCCGAGAUCUCAUGCGAAGAGGGUACCCUUGCAUGUCGAUUCACGGUGGUAAGGACCAGGUUGAUCGUGAUUCUACGAUUAUUGAUUUCAAGAACGGUGUCGUCCCGGUGCUCAUUGCCACUUCGGUUGCUGCACGCGGUCUCGAUGUUAAGCAGUUGAAGUUGGUGGUGAACUACGACUGCCCAAACCACAUGGAGGAUUACGUGCACAGAGUGGGCAGAACGGGACGUGCUGGAAAUACGGGAACUGCUGUCACGUUCAUCACUGAAGAGCAGGACCGAUACUCGGUUGAUAUCGCGAAGGCCUUGAGAAUGAGCAAACAGCCAAUUCCUCCGGAUGUGCAGAAGCUUGUAGACGGAUUCAACGAGAAGGUCAAGUCCGGAAAGGAAAAGGCCAGUUUCUCUGGCUUCGGCGGCAAGGGACUCGAACGUCUAGAUGCAGAGCGCGACAUGGCCCGCCGAAGGGAGAGGAAGCAAUUCGGCGAAGAAGGCGGCGACGACGCUGUGGAAGAGGUCGAGGCCGCGGAGGAUACUGUGGUUGUCACCCCUCUUGGCGGCGCCGUGGUUGCCAAGGUGUCCACUGCCACCGGACCUUCGCUCGACGGCGAGAUCGUGGUGCACAGACGGGGCACCGAAAAUGCACUCGAUCGCGUCAAGCAGGCUGCUUCGGCUGUGGACAGUCGUCUGAAGAAGAAUGGCGAGCUGAGGUCUGGUGUUCCGAUCGACAACAAGGGUCCCGAUGCUGGAGCGUAUCACGCGACCCUCGAGAUCAAUGACUUUCCCCAGAAAGCUAGAUGGGCCGUUACGAAUCGCACGAACAUCGCCAAGGUGCUCGAGCAGACAGGAACGUCCAUCACCACGAAGGGAAGCUACUACGCUCCCGGCAAAGCUCCACAGCCCGGGCAAGAUCCCAAGCUGUACAUUUUGGUGGAGGGAGAUACGGAGCUUGUUGUUACGAACGCAAUGAGAGAGCUCAAGAGACUGCUAGCCGAGGGUACAGCUGCGGCAGUGGAUAGCGAGAACAGGACGCCCGCUAGUGGACGCUAUAGCGUCGUUUAAUAUCACUUUUGUCGCGCGUUGUGUUGAAGUUGGAGUUGCGAAUUCAUGUAAUAAUGUACAGAUA